Messenger RNA from Mangifera indica (mango), 2003 nucleotides. Its product is annotated as hexose carrier protein HEX6-like. Gene Ontology annotation, molecular function: monosaccharide transmembrane transporter activity. The transcript is spliced from 3 exons. Gene Ontology annotation, biological process: monosaccharide transmembrane transport. Gene Ontology annotation, cellular component: membrane. Lineage: Eukaryota; Viridiplantae; Streptophyta; Magnoliopsida; Sapindales; Anacardiaceae. Bases 88 to 1617 code for a protein of 509 amino acids. The record is from RefSeq and is a predicted model, not a curated record.
UUGUGUUGUCCUUUUUGCCUCCAACUUUUAACUUGAUCUCUCUGUUUUCUGUGAGUGAGUUUUGGAAGAAACUUCAAGCUGUCAGCCAUGGCAGUUGGUUUAGCAAUAACUUCUAGUGAAGGCAGGCAAUACAGUGGCAAAAUGACUCUAUUUGUUGUCUUGUCUUGUAUGAUGGCUGCCAUGGGAGGAGUUAUUUUUGGCUAUGAUAUUGGAAUUUCAGGUGGAGUGACCUCAAUGGAAUCAUUUCUGAAGAAAUUUUUCCCGGAAGUGUACACAAAGAUGAAAGAAGACACAAAGGUGAGCAACUACUGCAAAUAUGAUAGUCAACUAUUGACAACCUUCACUUCUUCCCUCUAUGUUGCUGGUCUUAUUGCUUCCUUCUUUGCCUCCUCUGUCACCAGAGCCUUUGGCCGCAAGCCCUCCAUCUUGGCCGGAGGCGCUGCCUUUCUUGCUGGUUCAGCCUUUGGCGGUGCUGCAGUUAAUGUGUAUAUGCUUAUACUUGGACGUGUCUUGCUUGGAGUUGGAGUUGGUUUUGCAAACCAAUCAGUGCCACUAUAUCUCUCAGAAAUGGCACCACCAAGACAUAGAGGAGCAAUCAAUAAUGGCUUCCAAUUCAGUAUUGGCAUUGGGGCAUUAUCAGCUAAUUUUAUUAACUAUGGCACACAAAAGAUUGAAGGUGGCUGGGGCUGGAGAUUAUCCCUAGCAAUGGCUUCAGUCCCUGCUACAAUACUAACACUAGGUGCCCUUUUCCUACCAGAAACACCCAGCAGCCUCAUCCAACGCAGCAAGGAUCACCAAAAGGCCAAACUGAUGCUGCAGUGCAUCCGUGGCACCCCUGAUGUCCAAGCAGAACUUGAUGAUCUGAUCAAAGCAAGCUCCAUUUCGAAAACCAUUAAUCACCCAUUUAAGAAAAUCAUGCAAAGAAAAUAUAGGCCUCAAUUGACAAUGGCAAUAGCCAUACCCUUUUUUCAACAAGUUACAGGUAUCAAUGUCAUUGGAUUCUAUGCUCCACUCCUCUUCAGGACAAUUGGACUAGGGGAAAGUGCAUCACUCAUGUCUAUGGUUGCCACGAGCGUUGUUGUUACAGGAUCAACAUUCAUAUCGAUGCUCAUAGUAGACAAACUCGGCCGGAAAGUACUGUUUCUAAUAGGAGGGAUUCAAAUGCUUGUGUCGCAAGUAAUAGUUGGUGCUAUCAUGGCAGCUCAGCUAGGUGAUCAUGGAGGAAUGAGUAAAGAGUACUCUUAUUUAGUGUUGAUUUUGAUAUGUGUAUAUGUAGCUGGGUUUGGAUGGUCAUGGGGGCCACUGGGUUGGCUAGUUCCUAGUGAAAUUUACCCUUUAGAGAUCAGAUCAGCGGGGCAAAGCAUUACUGUUGCAGUGAGCUUUGUGUUUACUUUCAUUGUUGCUCAGACAAUUCUGGCCAUGCUUUGUCACUUCAAGUCUGGGAUUUUCUUCUUCUUUGGUGGAUGGGUGGUGGUGAUGACUGCAUUUGUGCACUUGCUUUUACCAGAGACAAAGAGUUUGCCAAUUGAGCAGAUGGAAGUAGUGUGGAGAGAGCAUUGGUUCUGGAAGAGAAUUGUGGGGGAACUUAGUGAAGAGAGUAAAAUGCAAGAAGCUUGAAUCUCAUUGUUGAUACAAGUUUCGUCUCCAUAUGUGACGCUUGAUUUAGAAGUAAAACUGUCGAAAUGUGGAAUUCUUAUUGGUCAACCGGAGAUAAUUAAUAAAAUCAAUCAAGGCAAAUUUCAAAGCUUAUUGUCCAAUGGCAAUGGAAAAGCUCCAAGGAAUUAUACAGAGUGCAGACACAGCAACAGAUAUAUUAUUAUUUCACCCAUGUCAAAGUCUACCUCACAAUAAUUGCAGUUGUCCUAAGCCGGUCUGGUAUAAACCUCCAAGAGAGGUUUGGGCAGCGGGCUGUCCAUUCAUGAAAUCACAAACCCUAGUUUGUCAUUUUUUUGUGAAAUUACGAAAUUAUCGGGAACACUAAAUAAAGAUUUCAAUUAUCAAUA